Molecule: messenger RNA, 874 nt
Organism: Paramecium sonneborni
Lineage: Eukaryota; Ciliophora; Oligohymenophorea; Peniculida; Parameciidae
Source: the annotation of a GenBank genome assembly
AUGAAAUUAAACUCAUUUCAAAUUAAAAACUUGAAAGGUAAAUAUUAUAAUUUAUUUUUUCUAUCCAAAGACAUUAAAUUUGAAACUUAUUAAUCCCAUCAAAGUCCUUUAAGACAUUUAUUUAAAGUCAUAACAAACUAGAACUAAAGAAAGACAAUAAAAAUUAAAGAAAUAAUAAUAAAUUAAUUAACCUGCCAAUUCUAUAAAACAUUAAAAAUAAAAUGAGUUUCUAAAAUAGCAAUAUGAAACACUUAAAGAAGACAUUGUAAUAGAAAUUUCAUAAUCUCUAAUCACUUCAAUAGAAUAAAACUUAAAAAUAGAAUAAAUGCAUGAUAUUAUUUAAGAUAAAUAAUCAUCAAUUUCAUAAUUGCAAUCUUAAAUUGAAAAUUAAGAUCAAAAUAGACGAAAGAUCUUGAUUCAGUAUUGCAAUAAGCCUCAAAUUUCAUAUGAGAAGGAUUUAUUGGAAAAACAAUCACAAAGUAAGAGAUUGAAGAAUGAUGAAAUAAAUAAUUAUUUUGAAAUAGGUAAAAAUAUUAAAAUAGAAAUAACAGGAACUAGAAAUAGAGAGCUUACUUGCCUACAUGAGAAGAUGAUUUUGAUUUGUAGAUUGCUGGCUUUAUAAAUAAUAGAGCCGACAAAGAGAAAUACAUCCCCUUAUUAAAAAACAAUAAGAAAUAGUAUAUUUAAUUGGGCAUAAUAAUAUAUUAUUAAAUAAGAAUAAGGAAGGAUCUUGAUAAGUAAUUCAGGAGGCUAUUAAACUAUUGAAGAAAUUUCUUGGUUUGAACGAAAGUAAAUCAAAUAUCUUUUUACUUAUUUUAUAAAAAGACAACCAAUAUAAAAAUUAAGAAAGAAUGAAUACGAUUAAUUGAUUUGA